GUACCACAUAAGGCCACAUCUCAACGAUCACAACCAGGACUUGCAAAUGCACAAUUACGGAUUAGUGAAGGUGGGCCGAACUCCCUCCGUUGGACCUCUCCAUGAAGUUGCUGGUGAAGAGAUUGGACAGCAUCGAGGACUGGGGGAGAAGGCUCGAACCUGCUCCAGAGUACGAGUUCGAGGGUGUGCCGUCUGACUCGUCGGCCAUCCGGCCGUGCAUGCCCGUCAUCACGUGGCCCAGACUGUUGCCAUUGCCUCCCCCGCCCAUGCAGGACAAGAGCCCUGAGAUCAUUCCACUCCCCAUCCCGGAGCUAUUGCCCGACAGAUUGUACCCCGAGGAGUUGAUCACAGCCUGCUGCUGCUGCACGAGGUUCGGGUUGGACGAGCUGAGAUCGAUGGAGUCCAGCUCCCGGUGGCCGUCGACAUCACCCAGAGGCACGGCGGGCGUGUGCCAUUGGAACAGAGCAAUGUGGUCCAGCAGCUUGUCUUUCCGGGAGAAGGUGGUCCCGCACGAGCAUUGCCACUUAUCCCAUUCGCAAUGCUUCUCGUGCGUCUUCAGGUCCUCCACCAGCGAGAAUUUCUUGCUCUUGCACUUCUGGCACGCCAGCAUCUUGGGGCAGUGGGUGCGCCUGUAGUGUCUCUUGACGCCUUGCAUCGUCUUAAAGGGGGCGAAAGAGCGAUGCUUUUUGUUGCGCUUGCAGCCGGCGUAAGGGCACGAGUACCGCCGCUCUUUCACGGCUGCCUGAUCGUGCACUGCUUUGUCGAGCCUGGCCAAGGCAGCAGGAGUUUUGUACUCAUCGGCAUGGCCCCUCAUGUGCAUCCGGAGGUAAGCAUCGCACUUGAAGAUCUUGCCGCAAAUCUCACAGAAAGUAGGGUUCCCUGCUAGAAUCUCAAUGGCGUCCAUCUCGAUGAGCUCGUACUCCGAGGGAUCGAGCUUCUCCCCCUCGCUGUCAUCGUCGUCGUCCCGCGCGCGCCUUCGGCCUCCGUCGUCGUCCAUCUGCGGGGGCCAGUUCGCCAUGGACGAACGGGACGACAAUCUGUGACAGUAAAUUGUAAAAUCUCAUUUCAUAUGUAUACUGACGUGGACCGCAUGGCAAGAACGAUGAAGAAUGAAGAAUGUGAGUCACAUUAUUCGAGUUUGUGAUAUUUAUCCGCUGAGUUCGACUCGUCUUCAGAACAGGGACUGCAUGACAAUGUAUACUCUGGCUGAAUCCAGACACGGACCUUGUCCGCUACCGAUUAUGGACCCAUGAGAUAGUCAACAGCCGAAUGCAUUUCCGAUGACUUCCUC
Molecule: messenger RNA, 1291 nt
Organism: Marchantia polymorpha subsp. ruderalis
Lineage: Eukaryota; Viridiplantae; Streptophyta; Marchantiopsida; Marchantiales; Marchantiaceae
Source: the annotation of a GenBank genome assembly